GCUUACCCGCGGCGGUAUAAAAGGACGGAUCCCUUUGGGUUUAUCAUCAUUCGGACUUGCAGAAGCCUGGGUUGGAGUUCUGUGAGCGACGAGCUAGAUCAACAUGAAAGUCUUGGCAGCUAUCUGCGUGUUCGCCGUCGGCGUGAGCGCACAGGUUGGGCCUUCGGGCAUCGUCAGCCCCGAUGGGGUGAACACCCAGUUCUCCCACGACUUCGCCAAUGACAUCGUGCUGGUUGGACCCGCUGGCAUCGUCACGAAGUCUGGCGCCAACCGCCAGCUUACCCACGGAGAGGCCACCCUUCACGUUGCUGCACCAGCUGCUCCCCUUCCCGUGGCUCAGAUGGUGUCCCAGCGUGGCGUGAUUGGGCACUCUGGCAUCGUUCGCCCUGAUGGAAACAACGUCCAGUUCACCCAUGCCCAGGCUGGCAACAUCGUGCUGGUUGGCCCAUCUGGCAUCGUGACCAAGGACGGCUCCAACAUCCAGCUGACCGACGACCUCCACUUCGUCCAGAAGCGCGAUCUCUCUGGCCAUCUGGUGGGAGCCUCAGGAAUCAUCACCAAGGAUGGCCAGCUGAUCCAGCUGGAGCCUGGCGUGACUAUUGUCCAGGCUGGUCCCUCCGGUAUCAUUCUCUCUAACGGCAAGAACAUCCAGCUCACCCGAUACACUGAUGAAUGUAAUGCUGAUGUAAGAAUUGAUCGGCAAAUGUGUCAAUUUCCUGAAGUCACCAUAUACUUAAAAUAUCGAAGGUCCUGUAAUGAGUCUAGAUCCUGGAGAGUUUGUCGCACUGUAAAAAUGUUACUUGAGCACGAGACAAAUUGUUGGUUUGGGGCGCCUAAGAAAAGAAUGCUAUCAAGAUCCGAAGGUUCUCCCAGACCAGGAGACCGCUUACCCGCGGCGAUCAACAUGAAAGUCUUGGCAGCUAUCUGCGUGUUCGCCGUCGGCGUGAGCGCACAGGUUGGGCCUUCGGGCAUCGUCAGCCCCGAUGGGGUGAACACCCAGUUCUCCCACGACUUCGCCAAUGACAUCGUGCUGGUUGGACCUGCUGGCAUCGUCACGAAGUCUGGCGCCAACCGCCAGCUUACCCACGGAGAGGCCACCCUUCACGUUGCUGCACCAGCUGCUCCCCUUCCCGUGGCUCAGAUGGUGUCCCAGCGUGGCGUGAUUGGGCACUCUGGCAUCGUUCGCCCAGAUGGUAACAACGUCCAGUUCACCCACGCCCAGGCUGGCAACAUCGUGCUGGUUGGCCCAUCUGGCAUCGUGACCAAGGACGGCUCCAACAUCCAGCUGACCGACGACCUCCACUUCGUCCAGAAGCGCGAUACCUAUGGGCAUCUGGUGGGAGCCUCAGGAAUCGUGACCAAGGAUGGCCAACUGAUCCAGCUGGAACCUGGUGUGGUUGUGGCCAGCGCUGGUCCCUCCGGCGUGGUUCUGUCCAACGGAAAGAACAUUCAGCUCAACCUGUAAAUGAUUCUUCCAUUCUAAUCCAAACAAUAUCUUUUAAAACCAUCCUAUCGUGAUCUGAUGGCGAAUCUAUCAAUUUUCAAAUUUCUAUUUUACCAAAUAAAGAUUUAUAGAUAAUUACACG
Messenger RNA from Penaeus indicus, 1586 nucleotides. RefSeq lists its product as uncharacterized. The transcript is spliced from 8 exons. The coding region runs from base 104 to 1465 and encodes 453 amino acids. Lineage: Eukaryota; Metazoa; Arthropoda; Malacostraca; Decapoda; Penaeidae. Gene Ontology annotation, molecular function: structural constituent of cuticle. The record is from RefSeq and is a predicted model, not a curated record.